AGUCGUCGUCCCCUCGUGCGCUGUGCGCAGUGCACGUCGCACUCUCGCUUUAAAAACCCGGAGCCGGAGGCUCAACGCUCGAGCGAGGCCCAGGCAACAGAGAAACCCACGAAACAGAGGCGCGCGCAAGCAAAGCGGCGACGGCCGACGGCUACGCCGAGUGCGUAGUACGCCGCAAGUCCCAAGUCGUCCCAACCUUAACCCAUCCUAUCCUAUCCAGAAUCAGGGCUGGAACGCGGGGUUCUAGGAGGCGUAGGUGCUGCCGUUUUGGUGCCUCUUCGCGGAGCUGCUGCUGCUGCUGGUUCUUCUUCUCCCCUGUUCGUCGUUGGUCGAUUGGAUCGGGCAGCGGAGUGAUGGACGUGAAUUUCGGGCCGCAGGAGCGGAUUCUGUGGCCGGCGUCGAUUCUUGCCGGCAUCGUCAUUUGCGGCGCUGUAUAUGAGAUGACUCGAAAGGUCAGUUCUCGAUGUUUCAAAUGUUACAAUAUGUUAAAUAACACACAAAAGGUUGAGUGGAACAAUAGGGGUUUCUCUACACUCCAUGCAUUGGUAGCUGCUGCCGUGUCUUUCUACUUGGUCAUGAUCUCUGACCUCUUUAAUGAAGAUGCGCACAAUAGCAUAAUAAUUGAUAGAAAAUCAUGGUUAUCUGAUUCCAUGUUUGGGGUUUCGAUUGGUUACUUUUUGACAGACUUGACGAUGAUCCUGUUGUAUUUUCCUUCUUUAGGUGGAAAGGAGUAUCUCUUGCAUCAUGGACUUUCUAUGUAUGCAAUUGGUCUUGCUUUGUUGAGUGGCAAAGCACACAUGUACAUACUCAUGGUCCUCUUCACCGAAGUCACGACUCCCUUUGUGAACCUCAGAUGGUAUUUGGACGUUGCUGGUCAGAAGACUUGUAAUCUUUACUUAUACAAUGGCGUGGCUCUAUUUGUUGGAUGGCUGAUUGCUCGGAUAAUCUUAUUCAUCUAUAUGUUCACCCAUAUGUAUUUUCAUUUUGAUCAGGCGAGGUCCAUCUUCACCUUAGGAUUCUACAGCUUGGUGGGAGUGCCAUCUGCGGUUGCAGUGAUGAACGUGUUUUGGUUCUGGAAGAUACUCAAGGGGAUGGUGAAAACCCUUUCUAAGAGGAAGCGCAGUGAAAAUGGGAAAACAGAGUAGAAGGAAGGAUACUUCUAGUAACUUUACACGUAUGUGAGAGAGAUAUCCUGUGUCUAGAUCUACGGUUUAAUUGGUCUAUGUACUUGUGGCGGUACCUGUUCACUAGCAUUAAUUUCUCACACAAAUUGUAAUUAUUUUGCGCUAGGUGAUUAACAUGCCUUCAAAGAUUCAAAGCUAGCAUCCUGCAACUGUAUUGUUGCAAUUGCAGCAUUACCUGGUGCACUGUCAGUGCCCACUUGGGAGCUGAUUACACGCACAAGUUUUGAGAUA
This is a messenger RNA of Sorghum bicolor (sorghum), 1415 nucleotides long. RefSeq names its product transmembrane protein 56-B. Gene Ontology annotation, cellular component: endoplasmic reticulum; membrane. The transcript is spliced from 9 exons. Gene Ontology annotation, biological process: lipid homeostasis. Bases 354 to 1145 code for a protein of 263 amino acids. NCBI's taxonomy places the organism in Eukaryota, Viridiplantae, Streptophyta, Magnoliopsida, Poales, Poaceae. The record is from RefSeq and is a predicted model, not a curated record.